UAUGCCUUAUCCUAGCUACUAUAUGAACUACCACCCUACUAAGAGCUAUUUCCGCCAGUUAUAAAUUCUAGAGUUUGCCCAAGCUUGUGGGCGUUUGUGGGGGACGUGGCAAGAAAAGGGAUGGAUGGCAGACUUUCGGGGAAAGUGCAGGGCUCGAGCCAAGUUUCUGUUUAAUAGUAAGUUUGACUCGUCUAGUAUAUUUAUCUGUAUUAAUAGAGGAGACCGUUGUGAUUCUUCGGAUAAAGCAUUCGUUACCAAGCGUCUUACUCAAACCUUGACCCAGCUAGAGCCUGUACUUAUUGGGAUACGUUAUAGCUUCUCUUCCAAAGCUCAGAUUAAAGACCAUAUAUCCAAAAAUAAUAUCUUAGAGCUAUAUACAGAUGCCUCAUUAAUCUUACGCCACGUCGACGCAAUAUUUAGUAAUACGGAGAGUGUUGAGUGUGCUAAAGCAAUACCUGCCUCCGCCGGACUUCCAGGUAUAUAUGCUCAUGGUUGCUUUGACCGAAUUCCUGUAGUGGAUAUGCCGCCCCUGGCACGGCAGAUCGAGUCUUGCCUUAUAAUCUUUGCCAAGAAGAUGAAUCUAAGUUAGAUAUCUUAUGGGGAUAACGAUUUCGAAGCGGACUUUGAAGCUCAAUCUUCAGCUUUCUUUUAGCUAGUAAAAGGCAUUAAAGAUAUAAUGGAUGAGACCCCAGAUAAUACCCGUAUCUGGGGGAAAACUCGGGAUGAGCUCGUUACUGCUCUAGAGGCUUUGAAUCUUUGAAAGUAGGCCUCCCCUAAAGAGGGUUUUAAUUAUUAAUAGCUUGUGCGGAACCAC
Molecule: messenger RNA, 814 nt
Organism: Hyaloscypha bicolor E
Lineage: Eukaryota; Fungi; Ascomycota; Leotiomycetes; Helotiales; Hyaloscyphaceae
Exons: 2
Coding region: 125-589 (154 amino acids)
Source: RefSeq, a predicted model, not a curated record